This is a messenger RNA of Aricia agestis (brown argus), 2091 nucleotides long. It is a transcript of the gene Pex3, whose product is annotated as peroxisomal biogenesis factor 3. Bases 445 to 1566 code for a protein of 373 amino acids. The transcript is spliced from 2 exons. Gene Ontology annotation, cellular component: peroxisomal membrane. NCBI's taxonomy places the organism in Eukaryota, Metazoa, Arthropoda, Insecta, Lepidoptera, Lycaenidae. The record is from RefSeq and is a predicted model, not a curated record. Gene Ontology annotation, biological process: protein import into peroxisome membrane. Gene Ontology annotation, molecular function: protein-macromolecule adaptor activity.
AAAAAUCAUUUCUUAAAUUCUUACGAUCGUGUUUUAUGUUGGUUUCUGAAUAAGGGUACCUAAAACUGUAUAUUUUCGACCAAAUAUUACUAAUGGUUGUGUAAUUAAACCACUUAAUAUAAUUUCGAUGCUGAAGUUCCAAGUAUUUGCAUAAUAUUUUUAAUUUGAUUAUGACAGAAGUCGACAAAGAUCGAGAAUUGGAAAGCUUCUUAUUUACUGAAUCAAAAGUAUCGAUAACAGGUGCUGGACCACUCACUAAUAUUUAUUAGAAUGUGCAUGGGACACCCUUCAUCUCCAAAACUGAAGUAUGCAUCAUGAGAUAUGUUGUGAGAUUAAUUGACGCCACUUUGAUAACGAAACAUCUUAUGAAUACAAAAGUCUAGUAGAAAAGUAUACACUAAAACCAAAUUUCAGUACCAAUAAAAAGAUUUGAAGCAAGCAACAAUGUUUUCAUCAAUAAGGAAUUUUUUACAUCGCCACAGAAGGAAGUUCUUCGUCACUGGAGCUGUGAUCGGCUCCAUAUAUCUGUUGUUGAGCUAUGCACAGAAGAGGCUGAGAGAAUGGCAAGAGAGAGAAGCCAAAAAAUUCUUUGAAAUGACCAGAAAGAAACAACAUUUUGAAAGCACUGAGCGUACAUGUAAUCAAACUAUUCUUUCUCUAUCAAAAAUAGUUUCUGAAAGCAUAUUAAACAUUCUGAAUACGGAAGAAAUUGUCCAGAAACUUCAAGAGAAUCCCGACAAUAAGCUUGCACUAUGGGAACAAAUGAAAAUUAUGAUAUUCACCAGAAUAUGUGCACUGGUGUAUGCUUUAUCUAUACUUAAUGUUACUUUAAGAAUCCAACUUAACAUAAUUGGAGGUUAUCUAUAUCGAGACUCUGUACGUGAAGAGGGUCCUUCUAUGAUUGAUAGUGAGUUGCAGGCAAAAUAUUUGUCACUCUGCCACCAUUUUGUUGGUCCGGGGGUGGAGGACUUAGUGAAACAAAUCGAGAAGGCUGUGAAAAGGGUUGUUGAUCCCAUAUCAUUAAAGAAAAAGAUAACUGUGCAAGAAGUGGAACAAAUUUUCUGGUCAAUACAAACUAUUCUUUGUACUGAUACAGAGAAUGGCGAUCCUGUAAAGAAAAUGGUCCACUACUUAGUUAACCAUACAGAAAUAAAUGAAGCAAAGUUUGAUACACUCGUUAAAGAGACGAUGGAUAUCUUGGAGACUGAUGAAGUCAUAUCCAUAUCUGUAUCAACAGUCAGUAGGAGCUUUUCCUCCGUUGUCGACGAAGUGGCUAACUUGUUUGUCUCAAAAUGGGUGCCAACAACUAAGAAUCAUCUCGAAGCUGUCGAUGACCAUAUUGUUACAAACGGGGCUUUAAAAUCUGGUCCCAGUCAGCCGUUCAUCGACGUAAACCAAGUUGACAUGCAUUUUGUGAAACUGUUACCAGUAGUAAAUGAACUCAUAACAAAAAAUACAUGUAAGGGUAACACUAACAUUCCAGAUUUGCUGACCCAACAACUCACAUUGAAUGAAAAGUUGAAGUUGUUGGGGGCGAAUAUAUAUGAACUGUUUAGUAGUACAUAAUUUUAUAUGUUAGUGUAAUUAUCACAAAUUAUUUUAUGCAGUUGGUAUAUAAGUUAAGAUACUAGCACCUAGACAUGAUGCGGCAAGAACAGUGUUGCAUUGGACUAUACGGUAAAGCUUGCAAUUGAAACUCUUACAAUGUUUAUAUUUUUGUGUACUGAUUAAAGUUCAGUAUCCUAACAUAUUGCAAGGAGCCUUUGUAAAAUGAUGCAAAUUCAUUACACUUAUACAUUUUGCUCUCAUCAAUCUUUAAUUUCGUUGCUUAUGUAAUGCAUUUAAUGAGACCAAAAAGUUAUCAGGCACUCAGUAAAAUAUUGAUUUGGGCAUUCAAUGACAAUUGAUUAUUAUUUAUUUUCUGACUGUGUGAAACCUUCUAUUAAGUAUAAUGAUUCUUUAAACAAAAGAAUAGAGACUGCUAAAUCGUAUCUUCAUUUUCUCUCUAAAAACAUACUGGUAAUGGUUAGUUUGUUUAUAUUGUUUUUGGGUCUACAUGUGACUUGUUUAAGUAUAUUUUAAAAUUACAAA